AAGGAUUUAGCAAGAAGCCCGAGUCUGUGGUCUCCCCCAUUGACUGUGAUGCGGCAGGAAAGGAGAACAGACCGAAAAGUUGCACUGCACAGAAGGGUGCGCGCAGAGUGUCCGUCUUCCAGGAUGCCAACGGGAAAAUAGAUGCACCAGCUACGCCGGCAACGAAGAGCAAGAACGAUAAGAAGCAGCUUGAUCAAGCUCGCCCAUGCACCGACUCUAAGGAGAUGGAAGACGCCUUUGACAAUUUAUUGGAUGAGCUCCAAAUUCCGGAAAACUUGCGACCAAAACUAAGCGGAAUGGACUCUACUGUCAAAGCAGCUAUGCUUCGCUCUUCUCAUGUCAUUAAACCUCCUGCCUCUGCAGUUCAAACGACUCCUAAGAAAGUACCUCACACUCUUCGUAAAUCAAAGAGUAGUGAUUCCUUUUCUUCGCCCCGCUCUGAGCAGCAUGCUUCACACGAACUUCCUCAGACCCCUCAGACCACCGGGCGGUUCCUAGGUUCUGCGAUGAGGCCAUCUCUAUCGCCGAAACGACUGUCAGAUGAGCAACCGGAGCCGGUGGACGCCAGGAAUAGACACACGCGAGGGCUCUCACUCGAUAUUAGCAAACAUUCCUCCAGAGUCCAACUACCAAUGUCACUUAGUGAUGGCAUGGGCAAGAAAUUGCAGAAAGGAUGGGCAAAGGACACAGCUCCGUCUAGAUACGCAAGCUUACUGACAAGCACGUCGAGUCUGGAAUUGGACGUGGAUCUUAUAAAAAAGUUAAGGCUCCUAUUGCGGAAUGAAUCAGCCACCUGGACCGAAACUUUCUUUCAGCUUGAUGGGUAUUCUGCUCUGCUCACCCGACUCAACGAACUCUUGGAGGUCGAAUGGAGAGAAGAGCAACAUGAUGAUCAACUCUUGCACGAACUUCUGCGGUGUCUAAAGGCACUGUCUACAUCUGUUGUGGGCUGUGCUGCCCUGCGCUCCGAAACUCCAACACCGUUCGCGCAGCUAGUGCGUCUUCUGUACUCCGACAAGAAACCGGGCGAUGUUGCAUCGCGGCAGCUCAUUGCUGAACUUCUACUUACUCUCUUCGAUUUAUAUCCGCCGACAUCUUUGCCUUCCCCAUCUUCUACAACACCCACUAGGCAGCGCCGCCGUGAGAUUUGGGAAGACUUCUCGGAUGUUUGUCCAGUCACCGACAACCCACAGCUGAUCAGCUUGCCUUCGCCACAUCGUAAUAUCUUUUCUUUCAUACGAACUCUCUUGCUUACAAAGCCUCCACUGCCUGCGGAGGCCUCGGAAACACCCCUUACACCUCAUGAAUUCAUUGAAUGUCUUCAUGUUCCACGAAUCUAUAAAACGUAUUUGCAGGAACUCUCUGACAUAUGUAGGGAUUACUUCUGGGUGUUCUGUCACCCAAGCAACACCAUAUGGAACCUGGACGAUACCGAUGAGUCGCGCGUUGAGAAGCCCCGCGCUCCUGGUGGAAUGACUGGCGGAGUUGAAUUUGAGGCAAUGGCAUAUCUGACAACACACUUUAAACUUAUCAAUGCUACUGCGAAGACUGCGGCGGACUUGAAUCUCCCCAAAGACAAUGAAUUAUCGGCACACCGAUUCCAUCAGGAUCUUUUUGCCUCCGGUCUUGAACGAAUCAUCCUUGUCGCACGAAAGGCCUCGACAACGUAUUAUCCAACGCUGCACCUCGAAAUUGCUCGUUAUGCAGCAGCAGCACUUCAAGCAGGAUUUGAAUUGCCGUGGACAUUGUCUCGUAUCAUUGGGGCUCCUCCAUCAGGCAUGGCGAAACCCGGAAGAGGUUCAAGCGACCGCGAGCGGAACCGCAAAUCGGUUGCGAGGUCGAACGGUGCUCGCGGUUCGCCAUCAACUCCAACACGGGAUGGAAGAAGCGCACUAGGGGUUCCUAAGAUACCCACACCAAAGAAGAUUGAGCCUCUUCAUAUGAACUGAGGUGAUGGCUAGCCGAGCUUUGCGAACUUUGAUUCACCAUGCGUACCUUUCUUCUUUCAAUCUUAUGGAUGAUGGGAUGCUAAUGUCUUACUCGGGUUCUCGAGAAUGCGUUACAUCGUCCUGGGCCUGGGAAAUGAUCAUGGCCUGUGCACCUAUUUAUGUUACGAGUGAACGAUCUAUGUGUUUCUUAUGUAUUCCCGCUUUGUUUCCUAUCCUAUAACUUCUGUUCUUAGCACAUGUGGGACAAAUAAAGCUCCCAUCAUAGAAGUAGCUGCUCGUACCCUAGAUUG
Molecule: messenger RNA, 2239 nt
Organism: Fomitiporia mediterranea MF3/22
Lineage: Eukaryota; Fungi; Basidiomycota; Agaricomycetes; Hymenochaetales; Hymenochaetaceae
Exons: 6
Coding region: 225-1949 (574 amino acids)
Biological process (GO): actin cytoskeleton organization
Molecular function (GO): small GTPase binding; actin binding
Source: RefSeq, a predicted model, not a curated record